AUGAAGACUUCCAGCACUAUCUCCGCUUCUCUUCUACUGCUGUCCUUGGUCUUCAAUGCCGCUGGUAGCCCCAGUAAUCCUGGCCGCCUUCGUCGCCGACAAACGGUCCGAACGACGUCAAUUUUGAAUAGUCCCGCGCCCCAACCAGUUCUGCCAACUGCUGAGGAAGCUCUAUCAGCGGCAGCCACCGUUGGUUUAAAUUUGACUGACAUCCAGGCAGAUAUCCUGGUUGGAAUGAAAAAGAAGAAGGAGCUAUUCUUUUUUUUCGGUAUCCAAAAUGCGGCUCACUUCAAGCAUAAACUGGCUUCGGAUAUCCAGCCUCUCAUCACGUCUACAACCCAGAUUUUGAACGUCACCACUCAGCCUCUAACGGCUGUCAAUGUCGCUUUUUCUCAGUCAGGACUUUCAACCUUGGGUAUCACCGAUAAUCUAGGCGACCAGUUCUAUUCUAUGGGACAGGAAGCUGACUCUGCCGCCAUCGGUGACCCUGGAACUGGGAAAUGGGUAACGCCAUUUGCAGGAAUCUCAAUUCAUGGUGUCUUUCUCCUUGCGUCGGACACGGAGAAAAAUAUCGACAUCACUCUAUCCGAAAUCUUGUGGAUUUUAGGCGAUUCUAUUGGUGAGUUACACCGCGUUCAAGGUGCGGCCCGCCCUGGAUCAGAAGAAGGCCAUGAACAUUUCGGAUUCAUGGAUGGAAUCAGUCAGCCCGCCGUGAAGGGAUUCACCGAAUCCCCUCUGCCCGGCCAGUUAGCGGUCGAUGCCGGAGAAAUUCUAUUGUCUGAGCAGGGCGACAGCACUACUCGUCCGCCCUGGGCUAAAGAUGGUUCGUUCCUGGUCUUCCGUCAGAUGGAGCAGUUGGUGCCAGAGUUCAACAAAUUUUUGUUGGAUAAUCCUAUAUCUGUGCCUGAUGUUCCUCUCACUCGCGAAGAGGGAUCUGCCCUGUUAGGCGCUCGUAUGCUUGGACGAUGGAAGAGUGGGGCUCCCGUCGAUCUUGCGCCGUUAUUUGAUAACCCUAUGCUAGCGACCGAUCCUAUGAUGAACAACAACUUCACCUACCAUGAAUACGGUCAAAAUCAAACUGACCAAACUCGUUGUCCUUUUGCCGCUCAUACCAGGAAGGUACGCCCUCGAGCCGAUUUCCCCCCGGAGCUUCCAACGAAUCAUGUCAUUCGCGCUGGUAUUCCAUACGGGCCCGAAGUGACAUCUGAGGAAGCAAUGUGGAACAAGACGAGCCCUCUACUAGAACGCGGUCUUGCUUUUGUUGCCUACCAAUCUGAUAUCAACCAAGGCUUCCGCUUUUUGCAGCAAAACUGGGUCAACAAUGCAAACUUCUUCCAGAGCGGCACCGGCGUGGAUCCUAUCAUUGGUUCUGCUGGAACUGAUCCCUCUUCACGUAGUCGUCCAAUCGCUGGUUUAGACCCAACAGACCCUACCCGUGUCAUCACAUUGCAGAGUGAUUUCGUUGUAUCGCGCGGUGGCGAAUAUUUCUUCUCACCUUCAAUAUCCGCUAUAUUGAAUACCAUUGCCGCCUAA
Messenger RNA from Desarmillaria tabescens, 1533 nucleotides. Its product is annotated as Dyp peroxidase. Lineage: Eukaryota; Fungi; Basidiomycota; Agaricomycetes; Agaricales; Physalacriaceae. Gene Ontology annotation, molecular function: heme binding; peroxidase activity. The coding region runs from base 1 to 1533 and encodes 510 amino acids. The transcript has 9 exons. The record is from RefSeq and is a predicted model, not a curated record. Gene Ontology annotation, cellular component: cytosol.